Molecule: messenger RNA, 579 nt
Organism: Cannabis sativa
Lineage: Eukaryota; Viridiplantae; Streptophyta; Magnoliopsida; Rosales; Cannabaceae
Exons: 1
Coding region: 1-579 (192 amino acids)
Source: RefSeq, a predicted model, not a curated record
AUGUGGUUACUUAAGGUGCCUCAUAAGACUAAAGAUCUGGUGUGGAGAGCGGCUUCGAACUGUUUAGCAACCAAGGUAAAUCUCUGUAUUAAGAAGGUGUUGACUGAUAAUAAAUGUCCUAUGUGUGGUGUUUUUGCCGAAACUGAGUUGCAUCUGCUAGUAUCUUGUCAAUUUGCUUGGGUCUGCUGGGAGUUUUCAGGUUUUAAUGCAGCUGACAGAAACUCCAAUUCCCUGCUGUCAUGGCUUAGUUUCAAUGCUACUCAGAUGGAUAAUGAGAAGCUUUGCCGAGUUGUUAUGUUGUGUUGGGUAAUAUGGUCGGCCAGAAACGAUCUGCUCUGGAAGGGACAGGUUCGAAGUGUGAAAGAUGUGGUCGACUUUGCUCAAUCUAGCCUUGAUCAGUUUAUGAAAGCCCAAGGUAAAGGUAACCUACCUUCUCUGUCGCCUCUUAAACCCGGUGAUGGUUCAGAGGUUUGGAUUAAACCGGCUGAAGGUAUCAAGUUGAAUGUCGAUGCAGCGAUUUUCGAACAUGAUCUCAAGCAUGGCUUCGGGUGUGUGAUCAGGAAUACAAAGGCGAGAUGA